UGGCUACGAAAUUUGAAAGAACAACGAGUUGUUGAAAACAGGAUCGAAAUUUGUCUCGGUAAAUCAACAAAUUUAGGUAAACAUGGCACAGAACAUCAAGACUAAAAUUGGAUAUGGAAUCUACCUGGCGGCUAAGGAGUGCAUCAGUGAAUUUGAGACAAAUAUGGCUGAUCAUUUCACAUGGUUGAAUGAGGUGUUGAUUGAAUCAAAACGAUCAUUUAGCAGCCCGGAGGUCCAGCUCCUGCCGAAGACCCCUAGUGCCAAGAGAAAGCGUGGCCGUAGAAAGAAAACUACAGAUGACAACAGUAGUGAAGCUGAAGAGCCUCCAUCCAAAAGAUCAAGCCGUGCAAACACGAGGAAAAAUGCUGCUUCAAACCAAGAAGAGGAUAAUGACACUGAUACCUCUAAUACCUCAACUACAUCAAGAAAUGGUAGCUCACGUGCUACCAGAAGCAGUGCACGUAAUAAGAAAAAGGGAGAAUCUGAAACUGAAUCUGUUGGACCACCUCCUCUUAUGUCUAUAGUUAACAGUGUUGAUAUACCAGGGACUAUUACUGAAGAAUUAGAAGUUAAAUCUCCUGUUCGUCAAGUUAAAAUUGUUACACCAAAUACAACUCCUAAGGUUGUAAGUGUUAUCAGUUCCCCAAAAAUAAGCAGCCCCAAAACCCACACCCCUAAAACAGUUGUGUCUGAUUUUGCUCCAUCCCCUUCAAAAUUACGGAAACUGACCCCGCAGAAGGUGAAUAGCCCUAAGAAGCAAGUUCAAGGAUUUGGCUUACUGGCAAGUGUUCGAGAAAAAGCUAGUGCAUACAUGGGUAUGGUUUUAGGAAAUAAAACUGAACCUGGUCAUAAUACCCCAGUUAAAAAGACUCCUGUGGGGAAAGCAAAGACUCCCACAGCACAACAAACUAUUAUGCAGACCCCACCUACACAUGUUCAACAACAAAGAAUAACAGAUACACCAAACUCUACCACUAAUGACACAAUACAAUCUCCAGCAACUGUACAGACCUCCACCUUCAAAUCAACUGCACAACUAACCUUAUCAAUAGAAAAAUCCCCCAAAACAAUAAGCAAUACUGACGUUGUCCUCGAGUCAGAUGAUGAAUCAACAGCAAUUCCCAACCAUACUCCAAUUGCCAAUAUAAACCAAGAGACCCUUCCUCUUACCCCUGUAGUUGAAAGCCCUGCCCCAGAAAUUCCCCCAACUGAGACUGAAGCACCACAAAGGAGACAGUCAAAGCGUUUGAGCAAACGGGCAUCUCUACGAUGUCCAAAGAAGAGCCUGUCUCAGAGAAGAUCCAGUGUUUUAGUGAUAAAGGCAAGGCAGACAGCCAGAGAAUCCAUGGCAAGAAGGCUGUCUGUGUCCUCCCAUAGGAGUGAAGCAGAGGAACAAAUGCAAGUGUCUGAAGAGAGUACAGGAGCUGUUAGCACAUCAUCAGAUGAUGCCAAGGGUAGAUCCACCAGAUCCAAACUUAGAGUGAAGAAAACCACAGACAGCCAGUCUGCGGAUGUUCCCCUACCUGUCCGAAGCACCAGAUCCAAAAUGAGGCUGAACAAAGCAGCGCCACCUAGUUUACCAACCACAUCCUCAUCUGACGAGUGUUCAACUCCUAAUGCCCCCACCCGUGUCACAAGAUCUAAAAUGAGGGCCCCACGGCCAAAACCCCAGACCCUGCCUGUUGAUGAAUCACCUAGUAGUACUGCUGGAGUUGGAGGUGAAAUGUUCAGACCUCCUGAAGCAAGAGCAACAAGGUCAAAAAUGAGGAAGAGACCCGCAGAAUCUGAAAAUGCAGUAAAACGACCAAAAAAGAUGUCAUCCGGGAGUAGUAAAGAUGACAGUGGUAACUUGGAUGAUAUGUUAGCUGACAAUAUGUCUCCUAAAGGAAAUGACAGUGUGGACCUCAGUGAUAUCAUAGACAAGACACCAUCUCCUGAAUGUCCUAGAAAUAAGGUGGUGAGGCCCCAUGUUAAAUCUUUCCUGAAUAACUUAAAUAAGACCAAACCAGCCACGCCACAACACAAUGUUAGCAUUGUGAAAUCUUUCCUUAAGAGGAACACACCCAAAAAAGUUAAUAACAAGGAGGAGUUUAAUCAGGAAAAGGAGGAUAAGAGGCGGAAGGAAAUGGAGGACAAGGGGAGGAAAGAUGAAGAUAGGAAAAAGAGGAUAGAAGAACAAUUGAAGCAGCGAAGACAAGAACAGAAAAAGAAAAAUGAAGAACGCCAAAAACGUGCAGCAGAAUUACGUGAAAUGCACCAGAAGAAAGAAGCUGAGUUGAAGAAGCGUACUAUCGAGGCCAACAACAAAUUAGCGCAGAAGACGAGAGAGGAAAGGCUUAAGGAAGACAUGAAAGAAAAACAAAAACUAAGGGAAAAGAAAAUGGCCGAAGUUGGGGAAAAGCGUAACAAGGAAGAAGAAAUUAGAUUACAAAAACUAAAAGACCAGGAGGAAGAGCAGAAACGUCAUGAUGAUAUGAUGAAGAGAAAGAAAGAGUACGAAGAGCAAGAAAGACAGAAGAAGGCAGCUGAGCAGAAGCGAUUAGAGGAAGAAAGACAACAAGAAGUAGAAAGGGAGAGACAGCGGGAGAUUCAAAGGAUAAGGAAACAACAGGAGGACAAGGAGCGAGAGAGACAGAAAGCUAAGGAAGAAAGGGAGAAGGAACUUGAGCGGCUUAGAGUCGAGAGAGAAAGGACAGAACUAGAGAGAGUACGAGAACGUGACAGACUAGCACGUGAACAGCUGGAAAGGGAACGAGAGGAGGAGAGGAAGAUGAUAAAAGAAGCCCAGAAGAGCAAGAAGAAAGAGACUGAAGAAGAAGUUAGAAUCAAAAAUAUGAUUAAUAAACAUAACACAAGUUUACAGGCCACCAGCAGUACAUCAGGCAACACAAGCAUGAACACUAGUGCAGCAGUACCUAACAAUCUUAAUGGUACCUUCAAUAAAUCAAAGUCCAACCUCAACACAACAGUAGAAACAUAUGAAAUCACACCAGUGAAGGAAAAGAAGAAAUCGACCCAGGAAAACUAUGGCCUGGAUGACCUUAACUCUGAUGAUUCCACUGAUGAUGAUGAAGCUCCUAAAAAGAAAAUCCCUAGUUGGGCACAAGGUGCCGCCUUGAAAGCUGCAUUAAUAAACCAACAUUACCACCCUCCAAACAUAGAUGAUAUAUUUGGUGAUAUAUUUGUCAUGCCAGACUUGUGUGUUAUAUUUAAAAAGCAGAAAGCUAGGUUCCAUAAACGUACUAGCUCUGCAGUGUGGGACUCGCCUUUGUACAAACCAGCAGCGAAAUUACAGUCAUAACAACAUGCAUCACAUAGCAAUUGGCAAUUUAUAUACAUGUAAAUAUGUACAGAUGUGUAAUAUAAGAACACUGAGUGACCUCCUGUGAGAAGUGAAUGAACUGUGAAUAGGGCUCUCCCCAUUCUGUAAUUUCUGAGGUGCAGCACCUCAAUAUCACAAAAAUGCCUUUCCAAUAUUUCUAUAUGCUCCAUCAUAAGAAAACAUAAAAAUAUUAAAAUGUUGCAUGUAAAAUUACAAAAUCUUAAAAUAUUGCACUAAAUAUUACAAAAACCUAAAAUAUUGAACAAA
This is a messenger RNA of Owenia fusiformis, 3589 nucleotides long. The record is from the annotation of a GenBank genome assembly. Lineage: Eukaryota; Metazoa; Annelida; Polychaeta; Sabellida; Oweniidae.